GGUUUUGUGGGAUUUUAUUGAUCCAACCAGCUAUUGUAGGCAGGGAAAGAGCACAUUAUUACGUUUCCUUCUUGGCAGGACAUUACUAUGUCAUCAGACGGAGGCACACGGGUUGUUUGUUGAGUCGUAAUGGAUUAUCAUCAUCCGAUUCCUCCUGCUCUUGCAAAGAUUGAUGCAUUCACUCGGCGAGUUUUGCAAGAUCAAGACGCAGUUUUUUUUGUACGUUAAUACGUCGCCACAUGUCCCUUACAAGGAUGAUUCUGGGGCGCAAUAAUCACGCAGUUUACACUGUUGCUCUUGCCGUUUGUUGGAUUUGUGCGAUUGGGGUUGGUGGCGUUGGGAGUCUUCUUCAUCCGGUCAUUCUUGUUCCAGGCGAUGGUGGGUCACAGUUGGAGGCAAAGCUGGACAAGCCUUCAGUGGUGCAUUACCUCUGCACCAAGAAAACGGAUGACUACUACAACAUCUGGCUUAACAUGGAACUCCUCGUCCCUCUCAUCAUUGACUGCUUCAUUGACAAUGUCCGCCUCGUCUACAACUUCACCUCGCGCACCACGGACAACAGUCCAGGAGUGGACAUCAGAGUACCAGGCUUUGGAAAUACCACAUCCGUCGAGUAUCUCGAUCCAUCACAGGCAUCCCCCGGCCUCUACUUUAACCACAUUGUGGAACAGUCCCUCAUUCCGCUGGGCUACGUGCGAGACAAUGACAUUCGAGGAGCUCCGUACGACUUUCGGAAAGCACCUAACGAGCUUGAAACUUGGAUGGACGAUUUUAAAGCCCUGAUCGAGGACUCGUUCACUCGUGGUGGGAAUAGUUCCGUGAUCCUCAUCAGUCAUUCCAUGGGUGGACCCAUGGCCCUGUACCUCAUGCACAAGAUGAAGCAAGAGUGGAAGGACAAGUACAUUAGGUCCAUCAUCACCCUGGCAGCCCCCUGGGGUGGGUCGGUCAAGGCCUGGAAGGUGUUUGCGGCUGGUGAUGACCUUGGCGUGUACGUCCUCCCCGCUCACACCAUGCGUGGGAUGCAGAGAACAUCGCCCUCGACAGCAUUCCUGCUCCCUUCCAAGAACUUUUGGGCUGAUGACGAAACGUUGGUCUCUUGUCCUGGGAAAGGAAACUACACAGUGAAUGACUACGACCGAUUCUUUCGGGACAUGAACUACCCUGAAGGGUACGCGAUGCACAACGACACGAAGGAUCUGCUGGGUAAAUUGGACCCUCCAGGAGUGGAAAUUCACUGUCUGCAUGGACAAGGGGUAUCGACCGUGGAAAGCAUGAUCUACAAGGAAGAAAAGAACUUUCCGGACAAGCCUAACCUCAACUUUGGCAAUGGGGAUGGGACGGUCAACAUUAGAAGUUUACGAGGCUGUAUGCGAUGGUCCCCUAAAAAAAGGCUCUCUGUCAUACGUCGCUCCCACUCUCCUCGUCGCAACUACGACCGACUGGCCAAGUGGAACUGGGUUUCCGAACUGAAGAAGGAGGGUGUGAGGACACAACGCUCGGCGGUCCAUCAUCAAGAGUUUCCAGGCGUCAACCACAUGGAAAUCUUGAGAGCGGAGGGAGUCGUGACCUAUAUUCGAGACGCGGUCCAGAAAAUCAAUUCGGAUCAAUCGUGACCUCCGGCAAGUGGAUUAUAAUUAUUAUAAUUAAUGCCGCAAAUGUGAAUCUUAAUCAAAUAUUGGUUCUCAAAUAUUUUUUGUAUAAUUAAAAUAAUUCGAAUACGUACGUAUGUAAAAGUACGUACACAUGUCAGAAUCUAAAUGAGUGGAAUAUUAUACAAACCAAAUGUUGAAUUUCGUUAAAGAUUGUUACUUUGUUUUGUACUUAAUUGUGAGCUAGCCCGUUCUAUAAUAACUCUUGCGCUAGUCCUUUUUUUAUUUUAUUUUAGUCCAAAUGUGAAGCAUAGUUAAUAGAGAGUAUGUAUACAACGACACAAAAUACCCAAAGUUGGCAAUAAUAAUGGAAACUAUAUACUUUAUAUGCACAAUAAACAGUAGAAAUGUACACCCA
Messenger RNA from Folsomia candida, 2007 nucleotides. Its product is annotated as phospholipase A2 group XV. Bases 240 to 1613 code for a protein of 457 amino acids. The record is from RefSeq and is a predicted model, not a curated record. The transcript has 12 exons. NCBI's taxonomy places the organism in Eukaryota, Metazoa, Arthropoda, Collembola, Entomobryomorpha, Isotomidae. Gene Ontology annotation, biological process: lipid metabolic process.